Molecule: messenger RNA, 1703 nt
Organism: Bicyclus anynana (squinting bush brown)
Lineage: Eukaryota; Metazoa; Arthropoda; Insecta; Lepidoptera; Nymphalidae
Exons: 6
Coding region: 272-895 (207 amino acids)
Source: RefSeq, a predicted model, not a curated record
AGUUCUGGCUGUCACAGAUUUUGAAUUGAAAUUGAAUUGAAAAUCUACACAUACGACAUUUAAACUUUGGUGUUUGGUCGAAGCUUUUAAACGAUCAACCCAAAGAAAGGUCAUGGAAAAGGAAGUGAAAAUGUGAUCGGUUGCUAGGGAUCGUAUAAUCAAUUUAUUAAUUCUCAAGGACAAAUAUUUGGUCAGGUCAAUGUAUUUAGCAUUUUUUGUUGAAAUCAGGUUAAGUUCUACGUUAGUGAGGACAUUCUUCUAACUAUAAACAAUGAAUGAUACAGAGAUUGAAAAUUUAAAAACUGAACUGGAACACGAAAAAACUUGCAGGGAAUCAGCAGCAUGGCAAAAUGGUGAACUAGAGAAACAAAUAGUCUACAUACAAGACGAACUGCGUAAGACAGAUCAUCCUUGGGAUUCAGACAUUGAUUUGCAAAAGGAAAGCCUGAGACAUAAACAGCUGCUUGAAGCGAUUGAUACUUUGAAGGAACAGUUACCAAUAUUGAAAGACAAAAUUAAGGGGGCGAAGAUUUGUGGACCAGACUGCAAAUUAAAGCAUGAUGAUCUCAACAUAAACUUGGACAUCCUUACUCCAGCUGAAUUGUUGCGUACUGUUAAACGUUUUGAGAGGCUCAAAACGGAUCUCAUAAGUACGUUACGGAGUAAGGAAUGGCGUUUAGAUUCAGAAUCUAAGUUGUUCGUAAGAGUGAACGAUCAAAGGACGUAUUUGCAGAAUGAACUUUUGAUUUGCCAGAACAACAUCAUGCGUCUUCAGAGGAAUGGGUCCUAUUGGCAGCACGUCCCUCGCAAGAACGACGAGAGAGUCUUGGAUCCAAAGCGAGGUCCGAUACGGAAGAUAUUUGGCAACGAGCGAUUACCCCCAAUUAUCACUUAAAUAAUUAAGAACUCAGAAUUGAUAAUAUAUUCGUAAUUUCGUAUUUUAAGUAGAAAUAAGUACCUACGGGCAAAAUAUGCUGUACAAAAAAGAUUGGAGUGUCUACUUUACAGACUAUUAUAGUCUUUGAUAUAGUAGAUGUACGAAGUGACGACGGAAAUAAAAAAAAAUCAAAAAAGGUACAUAUAAAUUAGAGCAAUUAUGUAGACACUCCGUAUAUAGUUGUUGGAUUAAGUAGUAAUGGACAAGUACAAAAAGUUAGGCGUGUGUAUUUUACAGUCUGUUAUAGUCAUUGGCAUAUUUAGUGUGUGAUUGUUAUAAAUACAUAACAAUUAAAACUCAGAGAGUCAGAGAUGUAGGUAGGUAUGGGCAAAGUCGUUUGUACGUUUGGAAUGUCUACUUUACAGUCCAUUAUUAAUUCUUUGGUAUAGAAAGACCGACGUGUAUUCAAAUAAAAAAUCAUUAGAUUUUAUUCUCAAAUUACACAUUGUCACUUCUUCCUCGUGCAAUAAAUGUAGUCUAAAUUAAGAGUUAUCAUUAGUAGGUAUAAUAGAACAAAAUACGUUUAAGUUCUUAUUUAGAGUUUCUUUAGCAUGUAAGACAAAUUAAGUACUUCAAAGGUAAAUAGAUGAUGGUAAAAAUAGAUAGUUAGAGACAAAUUUUGUUCGUUUUAUUAAAUGUAUGAAUAUGAAUGAUCUCAGCACUUUUAAAAAUACGGUAAGUGUAAUCAACUUAUUACUAAUUGUUAUUAUUUAUGCUAAUUAUUGAAAUACUAGUAAUUAAUUAAUAAAUUAAUUAAAAUCUACAA